This is a messenger RNA of Polistes dominula (European paper wasp), 1951 nucleotides long. It is a transcript of the gene ILP-2, whose product is annotated as insulin-like peptide 2. Lineage: Eukaryota; Metazoa; Arthropoda; Insecta; Hymenoptera; Vespidae. Gene Ontology annotation, molecular function: hormone activity. Gene Ontology annotation, cellular component: extracellular region. The record is from RefSeq and is a predicted model, not a curated record.
ACGUUCGUAAAUCUGAACUAUAGAAAAUAACAACAAUGUAAAUACGUAUGUAGGAAUCUUUAGCUCGUUUGCAUUCCUCUCCGUACGCGACGGAGUCGUCCGUUGGCGCCCGAUCAGUUUAGACGUGUCUUCCUUUCAUUUCGCGAAGUAUAUAAUAAGGAUCAAGGAAAAGGAUUCAAAUCGUUUACUUAUAUUAUUAUUUAUAUUGACAUAGAUCCUGUUUAAAAUAUCAAAAUAAAAAUAUCCAAAUCCUUUAAAAAGAAGAAUGUUUGGAUUGAAUAAUUAAUAAAAAAAUAAAACUGUGAUACUUGAUGAGAGUGACUUAGGCAAGAGUUAGUACGAGUGUAAGAGGAAAGCUCAAUUGGUGAUCUUUACUUAUGUCACCUGUAAGAAAUCGCGCGUCAAGUCGAUUAGGGGUGAUUCGUUCGAGAAUGACUUUUAUAUCGAGGAGAGAUUUACGGAAAUCUACCGGCCGUUGAUUUUGCAAUUUUUGAAAAAUAUUUAAAUAAAGCACAGCUGGAAAAAUACACAGACGUGAAAGACGUGAGAGCGUGGAAGAGAUGUCCACAUAUCGAUUCAACGUCUUUGCGACGUUUGUGCUCAUCGUUGCGUCUUUUUUAAUAAAAUUUGGAAAUACACAAUACUCUUACCAAGACAAAAGACAAUCAAUGACAUUGCACAAGUAUUGCGGACAAAAUUUAUCUAAUGCACUAGGAUUACUUUGCGAUGGAGUUUACAAUUCUAUGUUUAAAAAGAGCGGGCAGGAAAUGGAAAUAGCUGAUUAUCCAUUCGGUUUCGAUGAUUCGUAUCCAUUUAGAUCGGCAGUUACAGCAAACGCCAUGAUGGGCCGUUUUGCCGGUAGACGUUUCCGAAGGGAAUCUAGGGGUGUAUAUGACGAAUGCUGUGUAAAACCAUGCUCAAUUCAAGAAUUAGCUACUUAUUGUGGCCGUGUUACACAAUAAUUAUUGAUCGGUAAGAUCGAUUUCUACUCUACGGUUUCUAUUUUCGUCUACUACCAUAAAUGUGAUAAUGCCGAUGAUCGGUAUACAUAAAGUUUCUGCUUUAUAAUUGUUUAUUUCUAUAAUACAAUAAUGUGAUAAACAACGAUUAAUGUAUACGUCUUUACGUAACAUUUAAUAAGAGCUUUAUACACGGCUAAACGCAUCUAAAAAAUAAUACGAGGACCAACAAUCAUUCGUCAACUGCUUACUUAUGAGAGUUCGUCGUACUGAAAUAAUGUAUUUGUCAAUGUUCCAAAAUAUUUGAUUUGAUUUGAUUUGAUUUGAUUGGCAAUUUACAAUUGAACUUUUCAUUGUCAUGACAUUAAUUUUCUUUGUAUUUUUUGUAGAAGUCUGUAGAGUAAUCAAUCAACGCGUAAAAUUAAGAUGAAUGAAUAAAUGAACUAAUCAAUCGCGUAGAUACUUGUGUGCCAUUGAUGAAUUACUUCGUACACUUUAACAAUAGAAAAAUAAAUCUUGAUUUCUCAUCAAUGAAAAGAUUGUGAUUGUUAAUCAUUUAUCGAAUAAAAUAAUAUUGUAUUAUAAACAAAAUAUGUUUUACGAACAUUUGUCAUCGAAUUAAUAUGGGGAACGUUUGAAGUGUGCUUUUUAGCGAAUGAUUUUUUUACCUUAUUGUGGUAAUAUUACCUGUACGGUCACGAAUAUUUAAUGAUAAGUAUCCACUAAGAUUGUGUAAUUGAGAUUGAAAGGUUGAAAUAAUUUGAUUACGAUCGUAAAUUGAACCAACAAAAGAACAAAGUAGGAACAAGCGAGGAUUAUUAUUAGGGCGCGUUCGAUUUUACGAAUAUUGAUCGAUUACGGAUUUCGAUUCUUAAGUUUUUAUUCUUAAGAUGUGGAAUACGAAUUUGUAGAUUCGUGUAGCCGAAUAUUCGGCAUCUCUUAGGACAUAUAAAUUUAUUGGACAAAAUAAUUAAAUAAAUUAAAAAAAAAAA